AUGACUGGCCUCACCGACGUUUUUGUUGGUUCCAUUGACCAGGGAACUACAAGCACCCGUUUUCUGAUUUUCAAUAAAGACGGAGAGCCGGUGGCCUCUCAUCAAAUCGAGUUUACUCAAAUCUACCCCAACUCAGGGCAAGCACUUCGUUCAGGCACACUCGAGAUUGGAUGUGAACUAAUAAUUGCAUACAGCUGGCAUGAGCAUGAUCCCCUCGAGCUCGUAUCCUCCGUCGAAGCGUGUAUUGACGAAGCAGUCAAGAGAUUCGAAGACCAGGGUCACUCAAGACACAACAUCAAGGCGGUGGGGAUAACAAACCAGAGAGAAACCACGGUUUUAUGGGAUUCCGAGACAGGAGAGCCGCUGCACAAUGCCAUCGUGUGGACAGAUACACGUGCUCAGUCCAUUGUGCAAGAUCUGAAGUCGAGAAAAGGCGCAGAUGAGCUGCAAAAUAUCUGCGGUCUCCCCCUGUCAACAUAUCCAUCUUCCACAAAAUUGCUAUGGAUGCUGCAGCACGUCCCAAAAGUAAAGGAAGCUUAUGAUAAAGGCAGACUAGCUUUUGGCACAGUCGAUUCGUGGCUCGUGUAUCGCCUGAAUGGCGGUGCGGCUGCAAAUGUGUUUGUCUCCGACCCGACAAAUGCAUCCAGAACGAUGUUUAUGAAUCUCGAAACCCUACAAUAUGACGACCGUCUCCUAGACUUCUUUGGCAUAAAGGGUAAAAUACAUCUCCCCAAAGUUGUUCCAUCUUCAGAUAAGACAGCAUACGGUGCUAUUUCGUCUGGCGUGCUCGAGGGCAUCCCUAUAAUGGGCUGCUUAGGAGAUCAGUCUUCUGCCCUCGUUGGACAAAAGGGAUUUUACCCGGGUUUAGCCAAAAACACAUACGGGACGGGGUGUUUUCUGCUGUACAAUGUCGGCGAGAAGCCUGUGAUUUCGAAGCACGGGCUCCUAGCGACUGUGGCUUUCCAAUUCGAUGGCAAACCGGUUUAUGCACUAGAAGGCAGCAUUGCUGUAGCAGGGUCUGGAAUCAAGUUCCUUCAAAACAACCUCAGUCUCUUUCAAGAGUCUAAGGAAGUAAACGAAUUGGCUGCGUCUGUGGAUGACAAUGGAGGUUGCGUAUUCGUCACCGCUUUUAGUGGGCUUUUUGCCCCUUAUUGGAUUGACGAUGCAAAAGGAACUAUUUUUGGGAUUACCCAGUAUACCCAAAAGGGACAUAUUGCACGCGCAACAUUAGAAGCAACAUGCUAUCAGACAAAGGCGAUAUUAGACGCCAUGGAAAAAGACAGUGGCCACGCACUUUCCGAGCUUGCGGUCGAUGGAGGCGUCAGCAAUUCAGAUCUAGCGAUGCAAAUACAAGCCGAUUUGAUAUCAAUCCCGGUCUACCGUCCCAAAAUGCGCGAAACCACUGCUCUCGGUGCUGCCAUUGCAGCUGGAUUGGCACUUGGUCUGUGGCGCAACUUCACCGAAUUAAGAGACAUAAAUCGUGCUGGAGGCGUUGUUUUCGAGCCCAACGUACCACGCGAGAAGGGCGCAGAGAUGUUUUCGCUAUGGGAGAAAGCUGUGCAGAUGUCCCGAGGAUGGGUGGAGAAAGAGAAGCAGGGGGAUAGCGAUUCAACUAGCAUUAUGAAAAAACCAAGGAAACCAUCUGUAGUAAUCAACGGGACCCCGCUGGAACCGAAUAUUGUCUCGAGAAAUAUCUUCGAGGAUCUGGAUGAGGCUGAUGAAGAGGACAUGUUAUUGGAAUUGAGGAAGAUUGAGAUUCAGCAACGGCUGAAACGGCUUAGGAGAGUCAAAGUAUGA
Talaromyces proteolyticus is the source of this 1797-nucleotide messenger RNA. Its product is annotated as putative glycerol kinase. The coding region runs from base 1 to 1797 and encodes 598 amino acids. The record is from RefSeq and is a predicted model, not a curated record. Gene Ontology annotation, cellular component: mitochondrion. The transcript is spliced from 3 exons. Gene Ontology annotation, molecular function: glycerol kinase activity. Gene Ontology annotation, biological process: triglyceride metabolic process; glycerol-3-phosphate biosynthetic process; glycerol metabolic process. Lineage: Eukaryota; Fungi; Ascomycota; Eurotiomycetes; Eurotiales; Trichocomaceae.